Saprolegnia parasitica CBS 223.65 is the source of this 3000-nucleotide messenger RNA. RefSeq lists its product as hypothetical. Gene Ontology annotation, cellular component: extrinsic component of membrane. The transcript is spliced from 15 exons. The record is from RefSeq and is a predicted model, not a curated record. Bases 1 to 3000 code for a protein of 999 amino acids. Gene Ontology annotation, biological process: protein targeting to vacuole; protein retention in Golgi apparatus. Lineage: Eukaryota; Oomycota; Saprolegniomycetes; Saprolegniales; Saprolegniaceae.
AUGGUGCUCGAAGGUAUUGCGUCGGCGCUGAUCAAAAAGCUCGCCGCGCGCUUCAUCAAGGAUUUCAAGCAAGAGAACUUGCGCAUUAGCCUCCGCGGCGAAAUAUGCAUCGACAACUUUGAGCUGCGCAUGGAUGAAAUCGUCGAUCUCCAACUUCCGAUCGAGCCAAAGAGCGUCUUCAUCGGGCACCUUCGCACCAACGUCCUUGCAGCCGAACUCACGUCGCAGCCGCUUCACAUCCAACUGGCCGACGUUGUCCUGCUCGUGGGCACCCCCGUGAUGCGUGCCAGCGAUAGUACCGAGGCCAUGGACUUCGCGCAUCAAUCGCAGAUCGACUGGCUCGUGCGACUUCUCGAUGAGAAGACGUCCGAGGUCCCCGUCAACGGACCCUCAAAAACGUCGCUGGGCUGGUUCAACCGCUUCCGCGAUGCUUUCGUCAGUAUCGAGCGCCUCCAUCUGCGCUUCGAAGACACUCUGAGCAGUCUCAGCUUUGGCAUUCAAGUCGACGGCGUCGUUUUGCAGCCGCCUCGCAUCACAUCGUCCUCGUCUCCCGACGUUCCUAAUGACGCAACUGCAAAGCGAGUGCUGUUGUCAAAAACGAUCGCACUUACGAACCUCAGCAUGUACGUGCAGCGCGACCACAUUUUUGAGUCGGCCAUCAAGGUGCCCACCGACACACUGUACGUGAUCGAUCCGUCCCAGUACAUUCUGGAGCCAUGCAACAUUACACUCGAGCUGCGCAUCUCGCAAGAGGUGCAACUCCAAGUGCGCAUCGAGGUUCCGCACAUGACAAUGCAACUGCCUCUGGGACACCUCCAGAGCUUGAACGAGCUGCUCGAAAGUUUGGACUUGACCAUGCGACGACGACUCUAUCGACGCUUUCGCCCGCCGACGCUCGGGGUCAAGAGCAACGCUGGUGCGUGGUGGAGGUAUGCCAUCACGGCUGUGCUGCUGGACCUGCAAGAUCCUGUGCGUCACCGGCCAAGCUGGCGACAAACACUCAACUUGAUCUUUCUUGGCCUCCAGUACACGGCGCUGCGUCGCUACUUGGCGCCGUACAUUGUGCGCAAGCCUUGGCGCCCCCACGACUACUUCUUGCAUUACAAGGAAGAGCUGGCGCCACUGGCUCGGAGCAAGUCAGCACCACCGAUCGACGCCUUCGCCGCCGUUGAGUAUUUGCCUCGCAGUGUCACCCACUACAGCCGCGGGGUCUACGCGGGUGUCUACGGCCUCGGACGGCGGUUUGCAGCUCGAAAGCAUCACCCGACGAUGUUGCCGCCGGAGGAGCUUGUUCCGCUACUCUUCACACGCCAACAGUAUCUGGACGCUUGUUUUCGACCAAUUGUGGUCGCCAAGCUGCGCCGUCUCGCUCUUGAUCAGUGCCAUCACCAGGUGCAGACAUGCAACAGAGCCACCAAGCGCCACAAUCAAGAGCCCGGUGUCCUCACCAUCACACUCGUGCGGGCCUCCAUGGAGCUCGACAGGUUUCCAUCCUCCGCGUCAUCGUUAUUUGUCGUCGCGAACAUCAAGGUGGGAGCCCGCGGUGUUGCGUACAUGGGACCGCCUGUGCACGCGUCAACGUCGCCGCGCACCUGCGGGUUUCCGUUUUUGUGGCGGCCGCAAAAAUCCACGUGCGACUGCAUUUUGGCACAAACGUUCGAGUUUCACUUGCGUGGGUCCGUCGACGAAGACGCGCUCUACAUAGAGCUGCUUGACCGAUGGCCUAUCCAGUACCUAAACCAAAGUCUCGCGACGGCAUCCAUCUCGCUUCUCGAGUGCACCAGUGGUACGCCGAUGGAGACAAACACGUCAGUGGUCCUUGAUGGCAACCGCGGCCAGCUCCACGUUCUCACGAGCUUCGUGCCGUCUCGGGCGGUGUCGACACCAUUUCCGACGUCGCAAGCGAUGCUUCGGCAGCUGUACCCGUCGUUGUACCACAAGGAGGAAGAGCCAUUUCAGGCCCAACUUGGCACUUCAUCAAGGAGCUAUGUAGAGCUGCAGUGCUGCGGCGCGCACGUCACCCUCCAAGACAUUACACAGCUGGACCUUCGUCGCCAAACGCUGCAAUGCUUCGUCGAGACAGUAGAUGUGCUCUACGGCGGCGCGUCGUCACUGACGUUUAGCUCGACGCCGAGCGUGCGAUUCUCGUACGUCGAUGCGACCAACGUCGGUGCUCGAACGCUCACGAUGCAGCUGACCGUUCCGGACGUCGCGGUCGCGCUGGGUCUCCCGGUCGCUUUGCGUCUCUACUUGGACUCGAUGCGCUGGAGCGCAAUGUUGUCGCGCCUCGUGGCGUUGUUGGCGUCACCCAUUUACGGUCCGUUCGGUCUCUGGGUGGCGCCGGCGCCCAUGGCCGUCGAGCCUCCCAAGCACGCCUCGGCGCCGUCGAUCGACACGACUGUUUCGAUGGGCGCUGCGACGCUUUCCAUUUCGGACUUUGCGUCUGUGACCCUACCGGCAUUGCAAUGCGACAUUACAACUUGCUGCAACGAUGCGAGGACAGCCGUGGCGAUCAACGGCCGCUCUGUCGCAACUCUCAUCUGGGAUCAUUGGAGUGACAUCCAGCAAGAGAUGCACGAAUUGCUCCGCACGGACGUUGCUCCAAGCGCAAUUGCUCGGCCUCCAUCUCGCCCGGCGUCCGCGUGGUUCUUGAAGCAAGGCAUUGGCAUUCUGCAGCACGACGUCAGCUCCAAGAAGCCGCAGGAGCGCGUGUUGUACGUCGACCAACUGGAAACGACGUUGUUUCUCGCCACGUCGCGCUGGGCGUCGUCGCCCACUGCACUGCCACUCGUUUCGGUGGACGCGAUAUUACCAGGUAUCAAGACGGCGGCGCUGCGACGCUCGGGGCUGCCGGAGAACGCGGAUUUGUACCUCUCGGUUUUUUCACAGGCGCGCGUUGUUAGCGUCGAGUGCAUCAGCCGCACGAGCCAACGUCAGACGCGAUCGCUUCUGCAAGACCUCGUCGCCAACGCCAAGGCGAACGAGUGCCUGUCGUCUUAG